UGUGAGGGUGAUGAGGCACUGGCACAGGCUGUUCUGGGAAGUUGUGGAUGAGGCUCUGAGCAACCUGGUCAUGUUGAAGGUGUCCCUGCUCACGGAAGGGGGGUUGGAGCUAGAUGAUCUUCACCUUUCCAACCCAAACUAUUUUAUGAUUCUGUGAAUUUGGAGACCCCUCCCAGUGCGUCACCUCUUUGGGAACGUGAGCUGCUCUGUCAGCUCCCAGAAGCUGCCCUACAGUGCGUGACUGUGCAUUCUCUACAGUGAGCUCCUCACAGCGCCCAGCACAGGGCGGGGAGCGCCUCUGUCGAUGAAUUAAUUACUUGAUUAAUUAAAACAACACUUUGUCAUUGUGAGUGUGCCUCGGCUGCCGGGAGGCGCGCUGGGACCUCCGGGCCGCCAGGCGGCGCUGCCGCCCCACGGCACUGCCGGCGGUGCCGCUCUAGCGCGGUCAGCGCCACACGCGGCGCUUCCGGGAGCGACGGGCGCCGGGAGCCGCAGGAUGCAGCGGUGGCCAGUGGUGCUCUUCCUGGCCUGGGUUUGCUUUCUCUUUUUUGCUGGUAUCGGGCUCUUCAUGAGCGGCUUCUUGCUCACCCGGAUCGAGCUUGCCAGCAGCAGUUCCUGCUCAGACCCGCUCGUGCCUCCGCUUUGGGAGAGGCAGAGCCUCCCGCCAGGCUCCUGCUGGGCUCCCCAGCGCUUUUCCAAGGCUGUGCUCGUCAUCAUCGACGCCCUGCACUUCGAGUUCGCCCGCUUUGACCCCGCCAAGGCCAGCCCGCUGCCCUACGAGAACAAGCUGGGCGUGCUGCACCAGCUGGCCACCUCGCAGCCCCGCCACGCGCGGCUCUACCGCUUCCGAGCCGACCCGCCCACGGCCACCAUGCAGCGCAUCAAGGGCCUCACCACGGGCUCCCUGCCCACCUUCAUCGACGUGGGCAACAACUUCGCCUCCUACGCCAUCCAGGAGGACAACCUGCUGGCACAGCUGGUGCAGAACGGAAGGAGAGUGGUCUUCAUGGGUGAUGACACGUGGGAAGGACUCUUCCCAAAGAAGUUCUUCCGUUCCUAUUUCUUCCCUUCUUUUAAUGUGAAGGAUCUUCACACUGUGGAUGAUGGGAUCCUGCAGCAUCUCUAUCCAACUGUGGACAGCGGUGAAUGGGAUGUGCUGAUUGCUCACUUCCUUGGUGUGGACCACUGUGGGCACAAACACGGACCCGACCACCCCGAGAUGGCAAAAAAGCUCACCCAGAUGAAUGAGAUGCUCAGGUCCUUGGUGGAUCACCUGGGAAAUGACACUCUUCUUCUGGUGGCUGGGGACCAUGGCAUGACAGAAACUGGAGACCAUGGUGGCGACAGCGAGAAGGAAGUCAACGCAGCACUGUUUGUGUACAGCAGGACACCCCUGUUUGGCAGUGGCCCUCCAGAGGAGCCUGAAACCAUUCCCCAAGUGAACCUGGUGCCCACUGUGGCCCUGCUGCUGGGGGUGCCCAUCCCCUACAGUAAUAUUGGGGAGGUGAUGGCCGAGCUGUUCGCUGGGGACGGUGACGCUGUGUCUGCAGCCUUGCAGCAGCUCUCAGUCUACCACAUCAAUGCCAAGCAGGUGGAUCGCUUCCUGCAGUCCUACUCGCUGGUGGCUCAGGACCUGCCAGCAGAGCAGCUCCAGCACCUGCAGGAGCUCUUCUCCAGUGCUGUGGAGGAGCACACGCAGCUCCUGACCCAGGUGCAGGGGACGACAGUGCCUCCGGAGCUCAAGCCAAGGCUGGGAAGCCUCAUCGGUCGCUUCCAGCGCUACUUGAGGGAGGCACGGGCUGUGUGCACCCAGUCCUGGGCCCGCUUCCACCCCCUGCGUAUGGUGGGGGGCUGCAUCCUUAUUGCUUCCUCUUGCUUGCUCUGCUACAUGGCCUCAGAGCUGGCCGUGUCCUCACAAUCUCUCUGUCGCAGCUGCCUCCUGUACCCGCUCUUCUGGGGCCCUGUGGGGGCUGCUCUGCUAUGGCUGGUCCACGUUUUCACCCAGGAGGAGCUGGAUCUGCUCCUGGUGUCGUCAUGGGCAGCCGCUGCUUCUCAGCUGGGUUUUUUCUGGCACUGGUGGGGCCAGCAUCUCAAGAGAGCCCGUUUGACAGGCAGUCAGCCACCCUUGGCCAGUGGUGGCCUGAGGCAGAGGCUGCGAGCAUGGCUGGGGCUGGCCUUCCCCAUGGGCAUUCUGUUCUUCCGCUGCGGAGCUAUGUUCUCCGACAGCUUUGUUGUGGCCGAGGCACGGGUGGCUCCGUUCCUGCUGGCCUCCCUGGUGAUGUUGCUAGUAGGGAAGCUCCACUGGGAUGGCCACCUGACUGUGCCAGAAGGUCCCAAGCAGCAGCUCCUUGGCGUUUCUUCUUACCGGAGAGAGAUCUGGUACCUGCUGUGCCUCGUGGCCAUGCUCCUGGUCUGCGUGCGCCUCUCCAGUUUCUUCCACCAGUGCCGCGAAGAAAUCCCUCAGUGCCGGCCCUCUGCUUUCCUCUCCCCACUUGCCAGCCUGAGAAACACACGGGCCAAGAACCUCUUCUACCUCCUGUGCGUGGCCUUGCUGGCUGGGCUGGUGUAUGCAGUGCAGAGCUGGCUAAGGCACUAUGGCAACCUGAACAGCUCAGACCCCCUCGUGCUCUUUGUGCGCUGGGGUUUCCCACUGGUGGUCCUUUGCAUUGCCUGCUACUGGGCCGUUGCCUCCAGUGCUGAUGACUCUCUUGGCAAGCUGCAGGAGCUGGUGCAGGUUGCAGUUGUUGUCUUUCCCAGGGCUGUCUAUGGACUAGCAUCCAUGGGACUGCUGCUCCUGCUGUGCAAUCCCAUGACAGUGUUUGCAAAGGACACACGGGAGUCGGCAGGAUCCAUUGUCACUCCCUACCUGGGGGUCCCUGGCUCUGAAGUCGACUUCCUCCACGUCAUCCCUCAGAUCUACAAGAGGAUGCAGGAGUCUCAGAAGAGCCGGCUGGAGCGGGGCAGCUGCAGGGCCACUGUUGCAGCAUAUGGGCUGGGCAGCGUGUACUCAGCAGCCCUGGUCAUAGCCCUCACCCUGCUGGCCUUCCUCUUGAUGCUUCUGCACAGCGAGCGGCUGAGCUUUGCCUUCCUGCUCCUCUUCCUGGAGGCCUUUGUGCUGCUGCACAUCCACACGUGUGCCAGAGGCCUUGCUGGAGAUGCUGAGCUGUUUUCAGUGCCGUGGUAUGCAGUGAUCUCCUGGCUCCUUGCUGCUUCACAGUUCUUCUAUUCCACAGGCCACCAGCCUAUCUUCCCAGCCAUCCACUGGAAUGCAGCCUUUGUUGGCUUCCACCUCGACCACAGCAUGAAUGUCCUGCCUGCUGUCCUGGUGGGAGCCAACACCUUUGCCUCCCAUAUCCUCUUUGCAGUUGGCUGCCCGCUGCUCCUGCUGUGGCCCUUUGUGUGUGAGAUGUCCAGCUCACAGAGGAAGAAGCCCAAGAAGGAGUCCCGGGAGGCGCUGCAGGAGGUGCAGGAGCACAUGAUGGAAAUGAGGCUGCGGGAGUCUCCAGAGGAAUUCUCCACUGCUCUGCUGCGGCUGGGAUUGAAGUACCUCUUUGUCCUUGGGGCACAGCUUCUGGCCUGUGUUUGUGCAGCUAUGAUCCUCAGGAGACACCUCAUGGUUUGGAAGGUCUUUGCCCCAAAGUUCCUCUUUGAGUCGCUGGGCUUUGUGGUGAGCAGCAUCUGCCUCUUGCUGGGGAUCUCCCUGGUGAUGCGUGUGGACUGUGCCGUCAGCACCUGGUUCAGCCAGCUUCAGCUGAGGUAGCCUUGGAGGCGUGGGGAGCCUGACCUGCUCGUCGGCCCAGGCUGUGCUUGUCUCCUUGCCUCCCUGGGCUGUGAGGGACACACGAGCCGCCAGCAAACCAGUGCCUGCCAACAGCAGUCAGGGAUUGUGCCCAGCUCCCUGCUGCUGUGCUGAACAAAAGGACUGGAGCCAACUGCUCCUGGCUCACAGGGAUGGUGUUUCUCAGCAGAGGAGGUCAGAGCUCUCACUGGGCCUUUGCUGGCAGCAGGAGGACUCUGCUGCAGGAGCCCAAGAAGCAAGAGUCCUGAAGUGCUCCUCUGGAGAAACACCAACAGGGAUCUUGCUGGUACUUUCCUGACACCUGCCACAAUGUGCAGCUGGUAGGCUUCAGUGGCCAGCAAGGUGUCACCUUGACUGUGCAAAGACUCACGGGAUGGAGCUGGCUGAGGAGGGGAGAGGAGGUUGGAAGGGGAGGGAAUGUCCCACAGCCCCCA
Messenger RNA from Passer montanus (Eurasian tree sparrow), 4233 nucleotides. It is a transcript of the gene PIGO, whose product is annotated as phosphatidylinositol glycan anchor biosynthesis class O. The coding region runs from base 497 to 3760 and encodes 1087 amino acids. The transcript is spliced from 11 exons. Gene Ontology annotation, cellular component: endoplasmic reticulum membrane. Gene Ontology annotation, biological process: GPI anchor biosynthetic process. Gene Ontology annotation, molecular function: mannose-ethanolamine phosphotransferase activity. NCBI's taxonomy places the organism in Eukaryota, Metazoa, Chordata, Aves, Passeriformes, Passeridae. The record is from RefSeq and is a predicted model, not a curated record.